Molecule: messenger RNA, 753 nt
Organism: Parastagonospora nodorum SN15
Lineage: Eukaryota; Fungi; Ascomycota; Dothideomycetes; Pleosporales; Phaeosphaeriaceae
Exons: 2
Coding region: 1-753 (250 amino acids)
Source: RefSeq, a predicted model, not a curated record
AUGCUUUUCACUUCGCUCUCUACGGCGUUGUCCGCCCUCGCACUCUUCACAGCUUCGACCAAUGCUUUGCCACGGCCAGGAGGCAAGCCUGCCACCUACGCUCCUGCUAGUGAUCUGAGCAAGCUCGCCAAGUUGAUGCCUACAAGCGCUCUGCCUGUUCCUGACGGUCAACUGAAAUAUGUUGUUCUCGGUAUCGGAACACAGAACUACACCUGCUCAACUGGUAACCCCGAUGCUGCUCCAGGAACCACAGGUGCACUUGCUACACUAUACGACAUCGGCACCAAGCUCAACGACGACCCAAUGGCGAAGUGGAAGAUCCCCUCCCUCUCCCCUCUCGCUCUUGCUCUGAGCAACUACCCCACCACGAUGGAAUGGAGCCUCAAAUCCCAAGGCUACGACCACCACAUCGGCACCCACCUCUUCAAAAUGCUGGGUACUACCAACACACCUACCUUCGCCUUCGACCAGCUCGCCAUGACCCCCUACCCCCAGGCUCAGGUCGGCAAGCUCAACGAUACUCCCGCGCCGGAGAAUGCGUGCCCUGGCCUUACGGGCGAGGGAGCCGUCAAGUGGCUGUAUCUCAAGGACACCAAGGGUCUGUCUCAGGGUGGUAUCAACACCGUGUACCGCCUUGAGACUGCGGGAGGAUCUGCGCCUGCGACGUGCAAGGACAUGCCGCAGACUUUUGAAGUCAAGUAUGCUGCGCAGUGUAAGUUCACUUCUCGACAUAGCACCGUACUUGAGUUUUAA